Vigna unguiculata (cowpea) is the source of this 783-nucleotide messenger RNA. Lineage: Eukaryota; Viridiplantae; Streptophyta; Magnoliopsida; Fabales; Fabaceae. The record is from RefSeq and is a predicted model, not a curated record.
AUGCAUUAUGCUAAAUUCAGACUCGGACAGGCCUUACUCGACGACCUCUACGGACCGGACAGGACCGACGACCCUGAAGGGUGGGCCCGACAAACCAGACGAGUCGAUCGGGUCCAACAACCUGAAAAUUUGGGUGAGUUCGAUGACCCGAACGAGCCAAGUGGGUGCAAAGACCUGAACGGGUCAGGCGGACCCGCAGACUCAAACGGGUCAGACAAGCCCGAAGACCCAAAUGAGCCAGGCGGGCCCGAGGACCCGAACGGGCCAGGCGGGCCCGAAGAUCCGAAUGGGUCAAGCAAUUCCAAAGAUCCAAACGGGUCAGGUGAGCCCGAAGACCAGAACGGGUCAGGCGGACCUGAAGACCCAAACGGGCCAGGCAAGCCCGAUGACCCAAAUGAGCCAGGCGGGCCCGAGGACCCGAACGGGCCAGGCGGGCCCGAAGACCCGAAUGGGUCAAGCAAUUCCAAAGAUCCAAACGGGUCAGGUGAGCCCGAAGACCAGAACGGGUCAGGCAGACCUGAAGACCCAAACGGGCCAGGCGAGCCCGAUGACCAAAAAAGGUUAGGCGGGCCCAAAGACUCGAACGGGUCAAGCAGACCUGAAGACCCAAACGUGCCUAAAGAAUUAAAAGGGUCAGGCGGGCUCGAAGAACCGAACGGGCUAGGCAAAGCCGAUGGCCAAAAUGGGCCCGACGGACCCAAAGACUCAGAUGAACUAGGAUGGGUCGGCUUGACGACUCAGACGAGUCGUGCCCGACGACCUGUACAAACUAAGUCAUAUUGA